AUGUGCCCUAAAAAGUUGAACUAUGCUGCUGGAGAUGAUUUGAUGCUAUAUGCGACGCCCAAAGAAGCCAUGAGAGAAAGCAGACGUCGUAUGGAGGAGGAGAAGCAAAAGAGACAGCAGAAGUACGAGAUGAGGAUGGCUCCUAAUCAAAGAGUGGAUCCAACUAUGCACAAUGCUCCCCUUCCCCUGCCGAUUACACACGCUUCUCCAAUCGUGAACAAUUCGAUGCAGCAUCCGCAUAAUUCAGCUCCAUACUAUGAUCCAAGGCAAAAUAUACCGUCUGGACUUCCUGUACAGAUAAAAAGGACGAGUCCGACCAGUCGCGCAACGCAAAGAGCAAGGCCUCCACCUAUUUCCUCCCAACCUUCUAUGACGCCACCUCCACAACGUAUCAUGAGUUCUCCUUCAACACUGAACUCUCCGGCAACGGUUAAUACGGCAAGAAGCUCACAAGAAGUUCUGGAGGAAUCAAAAGAUCUUCAGAUUGCUACACAACUUUUUGCGAAUCAUGAUAUAAGAGGAAAGGGAAGAUUAACACCUGAAGAGUUGCAAAAUCUCUUGCAAAAUGAUGAUAGUUCUCAUUUUUGCAUAUCGGCAAUCGAUGCUUUGAUUAAUUUAUUUGGUGCUUCACGAUUUGGAACCAUAAAUCAAGCAGAAUUUAUUUCCUUGUAUAAAAGGGUUAAAAAUUGGAGGAAAGUAUAUGUGGAUAAUGAUAUAAACGGAUCAUUUACUAUAUCUGUAAGUGAAUUUCAUAACUCCUUGCAGGAGCUUGGAUAUCAGGUUCCAUUCGAAGUUAGUGAGCGGCUUUUUGAUCAGUAUGCAGAGUUCAUGAAUCAAACUGUAAACGGAAAGGAAUUAAAAUUUGAUAAAUUUGUUGAGGCCCUAGUCUGGCUGAUGCGGCUUACAAAAGUCUUUAGAAAAUUUGAUUAUGGUCAGGAAGGUGUGGCCACUAUUCAUUACAAAGAUUUUAUUGAUGAGACAUUGUAUUUAGGACGUUUUCUACCACGUUGA
Zygotorulaspora mrakii is the source of this 1011-nucleotide messenger RNA. It is a transcript of the gene PEF1, whose product is annotated as Pef1p. The transcript is spliced from 2 exons. Gene Ontology annotation, molecular function: calcium ion binding. Lineage: Eukaryota; Fungi; Ascomycota; Saccharomycetes; Saccharomycetales; Saccharomycetaceae. The record is from RefSeq and is a predicted model, not a curated record. Bases 1 to 1011 code for a protein of 336 amino acids.